AUGAUAUCUAACUUUCUGUUUGGUCUAAAACCAGAGUUAGAAAAUAGACUGGCAGUCGGAAACUACGAGAGUCUCACCGAGCUAGUGGAAAAGGCUGUGAAUUUGGAGAUCGGAUUAGAAGCUGAGAAGGCGGCAAGUAAGAAAUCCAAGCAGCAUCAAGAAGGAAAGUCUGGUGGAAACCAAAGAUCAUUUAAGGGCCAUAAGUCAAGUGAAUGUUUCGGGAAGAAACCUGGAUCCUUUCAGUCAAACUCCUACAAUCCUACAUGUUUCACGUGUGGAAAGAAAAUGCACAUCUCUACCCAGUGCAACGUCAACCGUUCUAUCCCAGCUAUGCCAAUCAAUGUCCAUCCUCCUCCAGCUCCACCUGUAAUCGCACCAGCGCCAAAAAGGCAAGCUAUAGGAGGUAGAGUUUACGCUUUAGAACUAGAGGAUACUAAACCUCCAGGUCCAUCUAAGGGUCCCAUUACAGGAACUUUACAUGUUGCGGGGCGUCCCACACAUGUAUUGUUCGACUCCGGGGCAACACAUAGUUUUGUGACCCCUGAGGUAGCUGCCGAGUUUGUGGGUUCAUUUGUGAUUGACAUGAUGGAUGUGGCUGUGAUGACUCCCGGAGACCAAACCCUUCAAGCAAAAGAAUGCCUCAGAAGAGUUCCGCUACUGGGCACAAUUAGAUUGUGGGAAAGUCGUAUUUUGUUCAAGGAGAACAGACAACGGCAAAUAGUGUUCUACGGGAUCAGUCCAAGCAAGUCUGUGUCUUUGGUAGCUGCCUUGAGAGUGGAAGAUUUGCUUAAGGAUGGAGAAGCGUAUCUGGUAACAGUGACUGCUAGUGAAGGACCCACUAGCAAUGGAGUUGAAAUUUCGGAUAUUGCGGUCAUACAAGAGUUUGAGGAUGUAUUUGCGGCGUUAAAGGAGUUACCUCCACCUCGGAGUAACCCUUUCACAAUUAACUUGGAAUAUGGAGCUAAGCCAAUAGCAAAGGCUCCUUACCGCAUGGGACCUGCAGAGUUGAAGAAACAACUUGAAGAUUUAAUGGAGAAAUGUUUCAUAAGACCUAGCUCUUCACCAUGGGGAGCUCCGGUCUUAUUUGUCAAGAAGAAGGAUGGUAGCAUGCGACUUUGUAUUGAUUAUCGAGGAAUCAACAAUAUCACAAUCAAAGACAAGUAUCCUCUCCCAAGGAUAGACGAGUUGUUGGAUCAGUUAAGGGGAGCAAGUUGGUUUUCAAAGAUCGACUUGACGUCUGGCUAUCAUCAGAUUCCAAUUUUAGAGGGUGAUGUCAUGAAGACUGCGUUUAGAACUCGUUAUGGACAAUACGAAUUUGUCACUGCAGCAUGCCACUUCGAUUUUGAGGAUGAAUUUGAGACAAAGGAUCCAGAAGGCCAAGCAGGAGCAAUGGAUGAACGCAUUCUUCACAUAUCCAAGGAAGACAUAGCUGAAAUCAUUGCCAUGAAUGCAUCCAGUAACUUCUUCAAUCCUAAGAACAAAUCAGAGGAUCCACCAUCGAUCGACGACGCAGCUGCACCAUCGAUCGAGGGUCACUUCGGAUCCAGAAAAAGCACACAUCAUCAAAACAGGAAGUGGAAACCUCAUUGGGAGAACACAGAGGUAUCCAUACCGACCGUGUAA
This is a messenger RNA of Brassica napus (rape), 1623 nucleotides long. RefSeq lists its product as uncharacterized. Gene Ontology annotation, molecular function: aspartic-type endopeptidase activity. Gene Ontology annotation, biological process: proteolysis. The record is from RefSeq and is a predicted model, not a curated record. The transcript has 5 exons. NCBI's taxonomy places the organism in Eukaryota, Viridiplantae, Streptophyta, Magnoliopsida, Brassicales, Brassicaceae. The coding region runs from base 1 to 1623 and encodes 540 amino acids.